Molecule: messenger RNA, 1866 nt
Organism: Saccostrea echinata
Lineage: Eukaryota; Metazoa; Mollusca; Bivalvia; Ostreida; Ostreidae
Exons: 4
Coding region: 200-1588 (462 amino acids)
Molecular function (GO): protein binding
Source: RefSeq, a predicted model, not a curated record
UUGCUGUUGUAUGUGUUACGACUGACUUUUAAGAAUGUCGAUUUCUUCUGUCAGUUUCGAUAUAUUGCAGGAUGAACCUGAUGUGCGAUUCAUGGAUAAAAGAAGAGUUUAAAUAUUAUAGUGAAUUUAAUUGAAAAUCAAAUAAAGCCUUGUACCAACGAACUGCUCAUACAGUCAUCUGCAACGAAACACAACAAUAAUGGCAAAGUUAUUCCGAAUAGUGAAACUGCCCGACAGAUUCAAUACAGAAGUCUUCACUUUUCAGCUCCCAGCAAAGCUAAUUAAAGAGAAUGCUCCCUCUUCUUUUUCGAAAGACUUUAUCUAUGGCUAUCAAAAAUGGACUGCAAGUUUUGUGAAGAGUGAGCGGCACUUGGGUGCGUUUCUGCGGCUCCAAACAGCGUCUGUUCACGUGGUAUGCAAAGUUGACUAUGCUUUUACCAUGGUAAACACCGAGCAUUUCACCAAAAACGAAACCUUCAUCGAAAAAGGGUCCGAGUUUACCAAGGAAUGCGACACCAGAGGGCGCCAAACUUUUAUAUCGUUAGAGGACCUAGUGACAAGGACAUUUAUACAACAAACUGGAGAUUUCCUUGUGGAGCUGGAACUGAGACACGUAACUACAGCGAUGGAAUGCUUCGUCAGAAUUCCAAAAGACUACCAGGCACGAUACGCAAGUAACAUUAAACUUGAAACGCCUUAUUUCAGUUUUGGAUUAUUUGAUUGGAGUAUUUCACUUUAUCCGAACACACCCACCCAAGACACGGAGGGAAAUGUAGCAGUUCAACUUCACAGGCACACUAACUUUGACCAUUUAUGUCGGGUUCAGUAUGACAUUAGAAUUGGUGAAAAUCAGGCAUUUGAGUCAGGUAACAUAGAACAGUGGCUGGACGGAAGUGGGAACGGUGAACCUUACAUUAUAGGAUCCACUAUACAUAUACUAUCCAGGGGCCGCUCUACGGUUCGCGUCCGUGUGAACAUGUUUUCUGUUGUAUCUAUCAGCGAAGCAGCACUUCCAGUAUUAAACAAGAACCGCAAUCGGGUCCACAUGUACGAUAGGGAUAAGCAGGCCUGGAUGUUAGAAUCUGACAUCUCGGGAAAAUAUCUGGCCUUCAAACUCUACUAUACCGACGUGUCACAUGUUCCCAGAAAAUGCACCCGGCUUGUCAGCUUUGACUUGGCGGUGAUAUCUAUUGACGUUGACCGUCCUACAAUCAAAGCUAGUAACGGUCCGUUCAGCCGCUAUUAUGUACAAGAAGACCUAGACGAAGGAUUCAAAAUGCACACAAAUAUCCCGGUUAGAGAGCUUCAAGAUCCUCGGUGCGAGUUUCUCUCUGCAGAGGAUCAGAAAGUGACGGUCCAUAUCCAUUGGAUAGAUUCUCAUCUCUUGACCACGCCCACUUACCACAGCCUAGAUGACGUAAGCAGAUUACACAAACACCAAAUGAUGCGAGAGAUUAUGGCCCUGCAGGCUGAGAACUAUGCCCUAGAAAAACAAUUGUACAGCUACCAGAAAUCCAUCGCCCGGACAAGCUCCAGGGGACUGUCCGAAUCCGACGACAACCCUAAAGACAGGAACCACUAUCUAUAGAAAAUACAAUAUCCGUGGAAUCUAAUUUCUAACGAAACUGUUUUCAAUGGGAAACGUAAUCUCCGAAUGAGUCCGGAUAUUAUCAAGUGACAAGAUAAUCGAACCAUGCUGUAAAUCAAUGAAUUUUAUUUUGGAAUCUUUUUUAUUGUUGUCAUUAUUCACUAUGAAUAAUUGGAAAUACUGGUGGUAAUUUGUUCGGCACUUUUACAUGAUUGUUAGUUGUUUGACAUUGAAACAAAAUUCAUCAUUUAAUAUUUGUCACAUAAUUUGCACGUCUU